This is a messenger RNA of Fusarium subglutinans, 1779 nucleotides long. RefSeq names its product U4 u6 snRNP-associated protein. The coding region runs from base 1 to 1779 and encodes 592 amino acids. NCBI's taxonomy places the organism in Eukaryota, Fungi, Ascomycota, Sordariomycetes, Hypocreales, Nectriaceae. The record is from RefSeq and is a predicted model, not a curated record. Gene Ontology annotation, cellular component: U4 snRNP; U4/U6 x U5 tri-snRNP complex; precatalytic spliceosome. Gene Ontology annotation, biological process: mRNA splicing, via spliceosome; spliceosomal tri-snRNP complex assembly. The transcript has 2 exons.
AUGUCGACUGUCGCAGACGACCUCCUCAACGAUUUUGGAAGCUCAGGCGAUGAGGCCGAAGAAGAACUCAACGAUGGCCUCAUCAAGGAUGAAGAAGCAACCGGCAACCGUGACGCCAUGGAGUUGGAUGGCGAUGCUGAGACGAAGGACGAUGAAGAUUCAGAUGGUGGCUUGAACGACAGAGAAGACUCCGAAGCAACAAAAGUAAAGGUCGAGAAGAUGCAGCUUGGAGGAGUAAAGGAUGUUGGAAGCGUUGCCAGUCUCAUGCAAACGCUUGAGCCAGUUCUCGAGAGAAUCGCACAUUACCGAUCGCAAGCCGCGACGCAGAAUACCAACGUCGGAAACAUCGAAGAUCAUCCCGAGUAUCAUCUUCUGACGCAGUCCAACAGCCUUUCAACCCAGAUCGAUGGCGAGGUUGUCCUCGUUCAUAAGUUCAUUCGCGACCACUACUCGACGAGAUUUCCCGAGCUCGAGCGACUUGUCACGACGCCACUCGAAUAUGCCAAAGUCGUUGCCAUCAUCGGAAAUGGUCCAUUGGAUUCGGAGAGUAUCAAGGCCCUGCAGACUUCGACUGACAACCCGCUCGGAAUAACCCUCAAGUCUGUCCUUGAUGGGCCGUCACUCAUGAUAGUGACGGUGGAGGCCACCACAUCAAAGGGCCACGAGAUGACACCCGAAGAGCUUCAGCGUGUCUACAAGGCAUGCGAUAUGGUUAUUGCCCUCAACAAGGCCAAGCAGACUCUCGCCGAGUACGUGCAGUCGCGCAUGAACAUCUUUGCGCCAAACCUGACAGCCCUUGUUGGUUCUCUUACGGCGGCCCAACUCCUCAACGCGGCAGGCGGACUGACGGGUCUCUCUAAGACGCCUGCUUGUAACAUCGCCUCUUGGGGAUCCAAGAAGAAGCACUCGGGGCUUGCUACGAAUAUAGGUGUUCGGCAGCAGGGCUACCUUUACAACUCGGAGAUGAUCCGAGGUAUUCCCACCGACCUGAAGAAGCAGGCCUUGAGAAUCGUGUCGGCCAAGCUGGUUCUGGCGGCCCGGGUUGAUCGCACGCACUCCAGUCCUGAUGGAUCCACGGGAGAGGAGCUCAAAUCAGCUUGUCUUGAACGCCUUGAGAAACUGACUGAGCCACCUCCCAACAAAGGACAGCGUGCGCUCCCUGUGCCAGACGACAAGCCAUCCCGCAAGCGAGGUGGACGACGCGCUCGCAAGGCUAAGGAGGCUCUGGCCAUGACUGAUCUUCGCAAGCAACAAAACCGCAUGGCAUUUGGCAAGGAGGAGAGGGAGGUUGGAUAUGGCACUGGCGAGUCAACUGUUGGUAUGGGAAUGAUUGGUCAGUCCAACGACGGCCGCAUUCGCAGUACGCAGAUCGACCAGCGCACGCGCGCAAAGCUCAGUGCCAAAAACAAGGGCUGGGGCGGAAACAGUACCGUGGGUGGUGCUGCAUCGUCUAUCGGUGGCUUUGGCCAAGCACCUAACAUUGAUCUACGAGGGCGCGGCUUACGAGCCUCGGGAGUUGGCAGUACCAUCGGUUCAGCAACCGGCACAGCAUCGUCUUUGUCAUUCACUCCCGUCCAGGGUCUGGAGCUUGUUGACCCCAAGAUGCAGGCAGAGCUCAGCAAGAAGCGCAAGGCCGAGGAGGACCGCUGGUUCAAGGGCGGCAGCUUCACACAGGUCGGGGGGUCGGAGGGUGGAAGCGUUUUCAAGGUGCCGGCGCUCCCAGCAGCCAAACGUGUCGAUACAGGGUCAACCAAAACGAGUGCCUCAGCAUCAAAAUAA